AUGGAGACGUUGACGAUGGAGACGUUCGCGGCGUCGCGAUGGGUCGAACGCGUCGAUGCGCGACGCACGGGGCGACGGGGGCGUGGAUGGGGGCGACGUCGAGCCAUCGAUGCAUUCGCCGCGUCGGGGGCGUCGAGGGAUCCGUUCGCGCGCGCGCGCGGGCGAACGACGACGACGGAUCCGUUCGGCGAUUCGACGCGUAGGAUGACGUCGGGGGCGCGGACGACGACGAGCGAGACGAAGACGCGACCGACGGGGAGGUAUCCGGCGUUCGAGGACGCGCGCGUGUACGAGGUCCCGGAGCGAUUACGACGACCGGGGUCGGUGGAGAACGACACGUUCGUCGUACACAAGUCGUUGGAGGAUGUGUUUCCGGGAAGCGGUCUCGCGGACGCGUUUCACGGCGACGGAAGGUUUCGAACCGGCGUUCGACUCGCGAUGCGGGACGAUUUGUUCGUCCCGAAUGAAAAAUUGAGCGAGGCGCGAAACGCGACCAUGCGAGCGCUCUCGAGCUCUGUGCACGUGAAUUGGUUCGAAUCGCGCACGGGCUACGCCGCACUGAGCGCGCACUUCGCUCGUCACGGCGUCAACCUAACGGGCGAGCGCUUCAUCAAAGGUUUGGGCGCUCUGUGCGGCGAACCGUGUCACGGAACGCUCAUCGACAUAGCGAGCAUAGGCAAACAAAAGAUUCGCCACAGUUGGCAUCAAGAUUCUGGGUACGAUCGCUUCACGGUCAUGUUGGGAUUCCCAGCGUCAACUCCGAGCGAGGACCCGCCCCCGGGCGUGGGCGUGUUCACGCACGCGGUGAAGCUCUCGCAUCCGCUCGUCCAGCUCGGCGACGACGGUUCGGUGAUCCAGUGGGAAGAUUUCGUCCCGUACGAGGGUGAUUUUGCGGACGAGUACGUCGCCCGCCCCGUGUUCAAGCGCGGGCAGGAGAUCAUGGUGUAUCGCGACUCGGCGAUAAUACACUCCGCCCCCGACCAGAGCCAUCGAGAGGCGGUGUGGCGCUUCAUGUGA
Molecule: messenger RNA, 1017 nt
Organism: Ostreococcus tauri
Lineage: Eukaryota; Viridiplantae; Chlorophyta; Mamiellophyceae; Mamiellales; Bathycoccaceae
Product: unnamed product
Exons: 1
Coding region: 1-1017 (338 amino acids)
Source: RefSeq, a predicted model, not a curated record